AUGGCUUUCGAACAUACGAAUAACCAUACUAUGGAAAUACGUUCAUUGUUUUCAUCGUCAGUUAUUCAUCAAGAAUUUGUCGCGCAAGCAUCAAACAAAAGAAACUGUCAAAAAUUAGCACUUGUAUUGGACGAACAAUCGUUAACAUAUGCGGAAAUUAUGUUUUACGUACAAAAGCUAGCUAUGAACAUAAUUGAGAAAGGUUUUGGUAAAUACCAACAGAAGAAGGAAGAAUUUAUUGUAUUUCAAUAUGUACGACAAUCAAUCGAAAUGUGUAUUGGUAUGUUUACUACUUUAACGAUUGGCGGUGCGUACCUCGGUUUGAAUCCAAAUGACCCAAUUGAGCGUACAGAAAUAUUGAUCGAUGAAAUUCAAUCGAAUCAAUUACAUAAUAAUAUACUUAUUUUAGUGCAUUCAGUUACUGCAAAGAAGUUCCAUGUUAAGAUUAAAGAAACGUAUUGUAUAGUUCAAAUCGAUAAUAUUCUACAAAGCGAAGAAAUAAACGCCCCGAUCUGUAACCAACAGCUUAACAUACUAUCUAACGUCAAAGUAAAUCGUGAAAGUCUAGCAUUUCUUAUUGGCACGAGUGGUUCCACUAGCAAACCCAAAUUCGUCGAAAGAUGUCAUUGUCAAAUGAUAGCAUCUACUGAUGUAUUUUCCUCCGUCAAUAUUUAUAAUUCAAAUCAAAUAAUUCUUCAAAUCGCGGGAUGUGUGUGGAUUUGGCAUCUAUUUGAAUUUGUUAGUGCCAUGAUAUUAGGAUCAACUUUAGUUAUGUUGCGACCAGGUGGUAAUUUGAAUAUGAGUUAUUUGACUUACACUAUACAAGAAAAACAAGUGACUGCAGUCACAACAGGCCCAUCUUUAAUGAAACAACUAGCUGAGUAUGUUUCAACAUUGCCACAAAAACGGCAAGAGCAUUCAUUGUUGUCAAUCCAAACGUAUCUUGUGGGAGGUAACUACACCGUUUUCUUUUCAGAACAUAUAAUUGGAGCUAAGCUCAAUAAAACGUAUUUGAACGUGAGUUGA
This is a messenger RNA of Adineta ricciae, 1026 nucleotides long. The record is from the annotation of a GenBank genome assembly. NCBI's taxonomy places the organism in Eukaryota, Metazoa, Rotifera, Eurotatoria, Adinetida, Adinetidae.